Molecule: messenger RNA, 1155 nt
Organism: Galdieria sulphuraria
Lineage: Eukaryota; Rhodophyta; Bangiophyceae; Galdieriales; Galdieriaceae
Exons: 1
Coding region: 19-1056 (345 amino acids)
Biological process (GO): microtubule-based process
Cellular component (GO): cytoplasm; nucleus
Source: RefSeq, a predicted model, not a curated record
AUAUUUGUUUCAACUAUUAUGAACUGUGAGAAAGAUAGUGCCUCCUGUUGGACAGUGGUUAUGCGACAAAGAAGAAGAAAAAAUGUCUCAUCGAGUAGGCAUUCUGAGAGUUCGCGAGGUAGUGCGAUAGUGUGCCCGUCAGAUGCGAAUUUCAAGAAGAAUGAUAGAGAUUCUACAGAGCUUAGACUUCAGGAAGUUGAUCACGACACCGUUUCUAGUCCCUUUGGAAACUUGGAGCGUUCAGAUUAUUCUGACGUUGUUAGAGAGCUGCUUUGCGAAGUUUCAAGGUUGAAGGAACAAGUACAAGACUCUAAAUGGUGGCAUGAACUUUUAAAGUUAUUAUUCUCUCAUGGUCUUGUCUGUUUAGAUGGUCCUUCUAAUGUCUUUGGGUAUUGGAAAUCUUCUGUGGAGCAACAAGCCUAUUCUCGGAAACGUGUUGGAAAGCUGAUAUGUUAUGGUCUAGGAAGUUUUGAAAAUUCUGCUAUAUCCAGAUAUCAGUUGGCACUCGCGAAACUUUUGCAAGAGUGCUGUGUAGCGAAUGUAAAGACUGACCACUGUGGCUCAUGGUAUAGUUGCUCAUCAGUUUAUGAUCCUGUUAUGAGUGCAGUAGAUAUAGAAUUGUGCACACUUUUAGGGUUUGUUCAAGCUGAACCCACUUUUCAACUUUCAAGCAAGCAUGUGAGUUGUGAAAGGUUGAAACCCAUUUCUGUUGUUAUGGAGGAGGAUUUUUGUAAGUUAUUUUUUAUGCCACAUUGUGGUCGUUCUCUUUACAAUACAGUAUUGAAAGAGAAUUGGACUCGGAAUAGGCUGCAUAAAGUUAUUAUUCUGGGAAACAGCUUUUCAUUUUACCAAACGUUUGGGAGCAUGGUUGACGUGGAUUCUUAUUUGGGUCUUGCAAGUAGGUGGAUGAAGGAGUUGAAAUGCUCGAAUGCGCAGUUCUCACCUUUGUACGAAGCAUUCAAUGACUUGAGCGUGCAUAUAUUUCCUACUGAAAAUUUACCACCCGAAAAUGACCAAGUUUGGACUACAGCUCAUAAAGAAAUAACACUAGACUAGUUGUUUUGUAGACCAUUCAACAGCAACUGCGUUGACGAAGAGGAUAACUGUUUUUUUUGGACAGUUGGUUGUUUAUGUAUUCCUUUUUUUUUGAACAUG